AUGGCUUGGGCUCUGAAGUUGCCGCUCACUGAUGAGGUGAUUGAAUCAGGUCUGGUCCAGGACUUCGAUGCCAGUCUCUCUGGCAUUGGACAGGAGCUUGGAGCUGGGGCAUACAGUAUGAGGUAUGAAUCAUCAUUGGAAGUCUAUUGAAAUGCAUUGAUAUGUUAGAAUUGAAAUAAAUAUUACCAAAGAUUUUUAUAACUAACCCAAGAUAGACCAGAGCCUGUCGUUUCCAAUGGGAGCAAAUUAAUCAUAGUGGACAGAACAAGCAAGGAGGUAGGCAGAGCCAAGCACAAGCUAGUGAGAGACUAUUGGCGCGUUGUAGCAUUUGUUUGCGUAUUUCCAUUAGGGAACGCUACUGUGUGAAGUGCGCGUGUGCAAUAACUAAAUUCGCCCUCGCACUCCUAAACAACGCAGUUUUUAAAAACUUUGGCAAAGGGUGAAGUCUACAAAACACAGUCCAGUCUGUUUGUUACAUAUUCUAGUUUUGCAAACAGAAAACUGUAUGGAGAUCAAAUGAUUAAUCGAUGAGAAAAUGUGCAGAAUGUCUGCCAAAAUCACUCUCGCUCCAUCUUCUCCCACUGCCAGCCACUGGCCUUCCUCUCAUCACCAUAUUUGGUAGUGAGUGGAAACGCCAACCGGAUGCUUCACAUUUAUACAUCUGGUGAAAUAUCUGGCUCAUUGUUCUAUCAACCGGAUGCUUCACAUUUAUACAUCUGGUGAAAUAUCUGGCUCAUUGUUCUAUCUGUGAUAUGACUUUGGCUUUGUCAGUGGGAGAAAAAAACCCGGUAUUAUUUGUCUUGAGGAGUAGCCUAUUCUAGAAUACAGUGAGGGAAAAAAGUAUUUGGAUCCCCUGCUGAUUUUGUACGUUUGCCCACUGACAAAGACAUAAAUAAUAAAUAAUAUGCCAUUUAGCAGACGCUUUUAUCCAAAGCGACUUACAGUUAUGCGUGCAUAAAUUUUUUGUGUAUGGGUGGUCCCGGGGAUCGAACCCUCUACCUUGACAUUACAUGGGCCGUGCUCUACCAGCUGAGCUACAGAAGACCACCAAAUGAUCAGUCUAUACUUUUUAUGGUAGGUUUAUUUGAACAGUGAGAGACAGAAGAACAACAACAAAAAUCCAGAAAAACGCAUGUCAAAAAUGUUAUAAAUUGAUUUGCAUUUUAAUGAGGGAAAUACGAUUUUUGACCCCCUCUCAAUCAGAAAGAUUUCUGGCUCCCAGGUGUCUUUUAUACAGGUAACGAGCUGAGAUUAGGAGCACACUCUUAAAGGGAGUGCUCCUAAUCUCAGCUUGUUACCUGUAUAAAAGACACCUGUCCACAGAAGCAAUCAAUCAAUCAGAUUCCAAACUCUCCACCAUGGCCAAGACCAAAGAGCUCUCCAAGGAUGUCAGGGACAAUAUUGUAGACCUACACAAGGCUGGAAUGGGCUACAAGACCAUUGCCAAGCAGCUUGGUGAGAAGGUGACAACAGUUGGUGCGAUUAUUCUCAAAUGGAAGAAACACAAAAGAUCUGUCAAUCUCCCUCGGCCUGGGGCUCCAUGCAAGAUCUCCCCUCGUGGAGUUGCAAUGAUCAUGAGAACGGUGAGGAAUCAGCCCAGAACUACACGGGAGGAUCUUGUCAAUGAUCUCAAGGCAGCUGGGACCAUAGUCACCAAGAAAACAAUUGGUAACACACUACGCUGUGAAGGACUGAAAUCCUGCAGCGCCCGCAAGGUCCCCCUGCUCAAGAAAGCACAUUUACAGGCCCGUCUGAAGUUUGCCAAUGAACAUCUGAAUGAUUCAGAGGAGAACUGGGUAAAAGUGUUGUGGUCAGAUGAGACCAAAAUCGAGCUCUUUGGCAUCAACUUAACUCGCCGUGUUUGGAGGAGGAGGAAUGCUGCCUAUGACCCCAAGAACACCAUCCCCACCAUCAAACAUGUAGGUGGAAACAUUAUGCUUUGGGGGUGUUUUUCUGCUAAGGGGACAGGACAACUUCACCACAUCAAAGGGAUGAUGGACAGCGCCAUUUACUGUCAAAUCUUGGGUGAGAACCUCCUUCCCUCAGCCAGGGCAUUGAAAAUGGGUCGUGGAUGGGUAUUCCAGCAUGACAAUGAUUCAAAACACACCGCCAAGGCAACAAAGGAGUGGCUGAAGAAGAAGCACAUUAAGGUCCUGGAGUGGCCUAGCCAGUCUCCAGACCUUAAUCCCAUAGAAAUUCUGUGGAGGGAGCUGAAGGUUUGAGUUGCCAAACGUCAGCCUCGAAACCUUAAUAACUUGGAGAAGAUCUGCAAAGAGGAGUGGGACAAAAUCCCUCCUGAGAUGUGUGCAAACCUGGUGGCCAACUACAAGAAACGUCUGACCUCUGUGAUUGCCAACAAGGGUUUUGCCACCAAGUACUAAGUCAUUUUUUUUGCAGAGGGGUCAAAUACUUAUUUCCCUUAUUAAAAUGCAAAUCAAUUCAUAACAUUUUUGACAUGCGUUUUUCUGGAUUUUUUUGUUGUUAUUCUGUCUCACUGUUCAAAUAAACCUACCAUGAAAAUUAUAGACUGAUCAUGUCUUUGUCAGUGGGCAAACGUACAAAAUAAGCAGGGGAUCAAAUACUUUUCCCCCUCACUGUAGGCCCUAUCAUCUGUAUCAGUUAGCCUAUAAAGAGAUGGUGGCUGUCGCUCUCUAGCUGUUUUUCCUAGUGUGUUUUCAGUGAAGCGAGAGCGUCAGCCAAAGAACCUAUUAAUAUUGAAGCUGUAACGUUGGUUAAGGAAUGCAUCCCUCAGGUGGAAACAGCCUACUAUUUACUUUAUGUGUAUUCCAUUCUGGAAUAGAAUGCAUUUAGAAUGUAUCAUAUUCUCAAUGUUGCUCAAUUGUCUCUCCCAUACUACAGUUUAUCAUUUGCCUACUUUCUGUGUUAGUGGACAGUGCAGCUUCUGAAAAUAUUUCUUGGUGGUGGUGUGUAUGUCCAAAGGUGUUUUGUGUGUUUUCGUGAACACAUCACACACACAUUUAGUUUUUUUGCUACUAAUUCACAUGAGUUAGGCUGCAUUCAUCAUGCAUAGGCCUAACCUUCCGUCAGUUCUCUCUUGAGGGUUGUUCUUAUGCCAGAAAAGAGUAGGCCUUAUUCUCAGUCAAACUUGGGAAUUUGCAGAGUCAGGAACAGUUUUUGUGUAAGGGAUACAGCUCUCUCUUUCAGACUGCUCUUUUGUUAGUUUUGUAAGUGUUCUGUUACAUGAUACUAAAGUGCCUGCAAAGUGCCUUAUUGUCAGUGACAUUCUAAUGUUGCGCAGGAGGAUGAGAUACCCAGGCUGGAUACCGAGGUAGUUGAUUGUUCUGCACAAGUUUUUACCAUCAUAACUAAUUAACUGUAAAGAAAGAGAAUGUUGUAAAUCACUUCUCCUUUUUCCAGUGGCUCCUAGUGAUAUAUUUAUUUACGCCUACAUUUAUUGGAUGGGUAACAGAAUUUACAAAGGAGUUUAUUUUAAGAAAUUCGCCUCCUCCCUCAGUCUCAUACUGGGGAGAUCCAAGGCCUGUUGAGUUGUUGUUUCAGACAGAUGUUGAUACUAUGCCAAUAUCAUGUGCUUGUAAAAGACGUUGGCUUGCCAGUUCAUUGACCAUGUUGUCUUGUGGCUUUUUCUCCAGUGAUGUGCUGGCCCUCCCCAUCUUUAAGCAGGAGGAGUCCAACCUGCCGCCUGACAGUGAGAACAAGAUUCUUCCUUUCCAGUAUGUUCUGUGUGCAGCUACCUCGCCUGCCAUCAAACUGCACGAUGAAACACUUACCUACCUCAACCAAGGUUAGCAUCUGUCUGUGUUCCAUUUUCAUGAUUGUGAUUUUCUUGUGAAUUUGUUGCUAAUUUAAAGAAAUUGUCAGAAAAUGAUGUGGUAUGUUUAUGAACUAAAGCUUAGUUCUUUUGAUUUCAGGACAGUCUUAUGAAAUUCGAAUGCUUGACAAUCGGAAAAUGGGUGAACUCCCAGAAAUCACUGGCAAAAUGGUGAAGGUAAGAUGAACAAGAACACAAUGAGUCAUGACCAAAGGCAUGAGAGUGAGUAUUUGUUUGUCUGGGCCUGUUCCUAUGCCAUAAUUUCCCAUGUAUUCUACCAAUAGUGCAGGUACUUCCUGGUUCCUCAGUGAUGUUUCUGUGUGUCCUCAGAGCAUCAUCCGAGUGGUCUUCCAUGACCGGCGUCUUCAGUACACAGAGCACCAGCAGCUGGAGGGCUGGCGCUGGAACAGGCCUGGAGACCGCAUCCUCGACCUGGGUAAGCUCUCUGCCUCUGUCUUGGAAGGGUAUUGGACCACUCUGGGUGAAGAAGGACUGAAGGGGGCUGCUUUUAAGACUCUGGCACUGAAAUUGCUUUAAAUAACACAGAGCUAUAUCUUCACUGAAUGAAAUUAUGGUUGACAACAGGCUGCAUAACGUGUAGUUAGUUUGCUCACACAAUCCUUCUGAUAACUUGUCUCGCGUUGCUCCAUUGCAGAUAUCCCUAUGUCAGUUGGCAUGGUCGACCCCAGGGCUAACCCUACUCAGCUUAACACGGUGGAGUUCCUGUGGGACCCGUCAAAAAGAACCUCGGUUUUUAUCCAGGUAGCAUGAUAAACACAACCUCAUGGUUGUUUUCAUAAUGCUGGUUGUAGCUUAUCAUCUAAUAUCAGGCCAAGGCUGUCUUAAUGGAAACAAAUGGUUUUCAAGACAAAUAGAGCUCUCUCUCUGUUUUUUAUUGAAUAAAACAACAUCCACCAGUUUUCAAAUAGUCAUGACAAUUCCUUGUUUUAGGUUCACUGCAUCAGCACAGAGUUCACCAUGCGGAAGCACGGGGGAGAGAAGGGCGUGCCUUUUCGCAUCCAGAUUGACACUUUCAAAGAGAACGAUGGUGAAGAGUAUACAGAGCACCAGCAUUCUGCCAGCUGUCAGGUCAAAGUCUUCAAGGUGAGAAGAAAGUCUGAGCAAAAACAAUGAAAAUGGGUUAACUUUUGUCAUUGAAAGGUACGUUAGAUGUUAGCUUCAUUUGAUCCUCGUCAUUGUACUAUCCAUAAUAAACAUAACGACUUUACCUCACCUGUGGCAGCCUAAAGGUGCAGACAGGAAGCAGAAGACAGACAGAGAGAAGAUGGAGAAGAGGGCGCCUCAGGAGAAGGAGAAAUACCAGCCAUCCUAUGAAACCACCAUCCUAACAGAGGUUAGAGUUAGUGUGUUGAGUGAAUGGGAAAAGGGAUGGAGGAAACUGUUGGAUAUGGAGAGGAAGGUGUGUGGCAGUAGUCAGUAUGUCUAAGUGAUGAAGAAACAUGAACAAAAUGAUGCAUAGUAUUUGUAUAAAUAAUUUCAUCAUAAUGUAUAGAAAUGAUGUACAACACAGGAUUUAUUUCUGAAAUCAAGAACUAACAUCUGGAGAGAGCUGGAUUAUGUAAAGAGCCUAGUUCCCUCCCUACUAAAAUAACAGAAAUGUUCUCUUGCAGUGCUCUCCCUGGCCAGAGGUCACCUAUGUCAAUAACUCCCCAUCGCCUGGCUUCAACAGCUCACACAACAGUUUUCCAGUGGCAGAGGGGUAGGGAUCAGGACAUAAACAUGCAGCCUGUUCUGAACCACACUGCUUCCAUUACAAAUUGUUAAUUUUGGUGUAUAUGUCUAUUUAUGAAAUAUUAUGGGGAUGCAAUGCCUAAUACAACAGUUUUUUUGUUCUAUUUGGGAAUUUCUGUCUGUUUUCCAUCUACUCCCAAAAGUACAUUUUAAAGUACCUUUUCUCUGUCCUUCCCAGAAAUGGAUCCCCCGGUCACCAGCCAGAGCCAGUUGUUCAGGUGGCAGAUGUAAGUACUUGUGUCCCUUCCCCUUGUGUGUCCUAAACCUACCCAUGGCUCAUCAUCUCCUGUUCCAUCCCUUCUCACUAACCCCCACAUCUACAUGUUUAAUGUCCAGCUUCUUUCACAUAACUGAAGUUGACACAUUGUGGUCAUGCUUUGAGUUCAUGUUUUGCAUUUGCUGUUGGCAGCAGCACUAGUGAAAUACUGUAAAAAAAGUGUCUGUAGUGGGAGAUUCAACUAAACUGAAAAAAUUAGGCUGAGAAUUACUUUGCAGUCAUUACACAUUGUUUUAUUUUCAAAGCAACACACACUUUAACAUGACAUCAUCAUUAGGUUUUCGCAUGAGAGAGCUGUCCAUUUGUGUACCCGUUUUCCAUUGAUCACAUUUGCAUGUAGUCAAACAUAUUUAACAAAAUAAUGAAUAUACAGUACCAGUCAAAAGUUUGGACACACCUAAUCAUUCAAGGGUUUUUCUUUAUUUUUACUAUUUUCUAAAUUGUAGAAUAAUAGUGAAGACAUCAAAACUAUGAAAUAACACAUGGAAUCAUGUAGUAACCAAAAAAGUGUUAAACAAAUCAAAAUAUAUUUUAUAUUUGAGUUUCUUCAAAGUAGCCACCCUUUGCCUUGAUGACAGCUUUGCACACACUUGGUAUUCUCAACUAGCUUCUCCUGGAAGGAGUUUCCACAUAUGCUGAGCACUUGUUGGCUGCUUUUCCUUCACUUGUGGAGGCCAGGUCAUCUGAUGCAGCACUCCAUCACUCUUCUUCUUGGUCAAAUAGCCCUUACGCAGCCUGGAGGUGUGUUUGGUCAUUGUCCUGUUGAAAAACAAAUGAUAGUCCCACUAAGCGCAAACCAGAUGGGAUGGAGUAUCGCUGCAGAAUGCUGUGGUAGCCAUGCUGGUUAAAUGUGCCUUGAAUUCUAAAUAAAUCACUGACAGUGUCACCAGCAAAGCACGCCCACACCAUCACACCACCUCCUCCAUGCUUCACGGUGGGAACCACACAUGCGGAGAUCAUCCGUUCACCUACUCUGCGUCUCACAAAGACACUGCGGUUGGAACCAAAAAUCUCAAAUUUGGACUGAUCAGACCAAAGGACAGAUUUCCACCGGUCUAAUGUCCAUUGCUCGUGUUUCUUGCCCCAAGCAAGUCUCUUCUUAUUAUUGGUGUCCUUUAGUAGUGGUUUCUUUGCAGCAAUUCGACCAUGAAGGCCUGAUUCACACAGUCGCCUCUGAACAGUUGAUGUUGAGAUGUGUCUGUUACUUGAACUCUGUGAAGCAUUUACUUGGGCUGCAAUGUCUGAGGCUGGUAACUCUAAUGAACUUAUCCUCUGCAGCAGAGGUAACUCUGGGUCUUACUUUCCUGUGGCGGUCCUCAUGAGAGCCAGUUUCGUCAUAGCGCUUGAUGGUUUUUGCGACUGCACUUGAAGAAACGUUCAAAGUUCUUGACAUUUUCCGUAUUGACCUUCAUGUCUUAAAGUAAUGAUGGACUGUCGUUUCUCUUUGCUUAUUUGAGCUGUUCUUGCCAUAAUAUGGACUUGGUAUUUUAUCAAAUAGGGCUAUCUUCUGUAUACCACCCCUACCUUGUUACAACACAACUGAUUGGCUCAAACGCAUGAAGAAGGAAAGAAAUUCCACAAAUUAACUUUUAACAAGGCACACUUGUUAAUUGAAAUGCAUUCCAGGUGACUACCUCAUGAAGCUGGUUGAGAGAAUGCCAAGAGUGUGCAAAGCUGUCAUCAAGGCAACGUGUGGCUACUUUGAAGAAUCUCAAAUAUAAAAUAUAUUUGGAUUUGUUUAACACUUUUUUGGUUACUACACGAUUCCAUAUGUGUUAUUUCAUAGUUUUGAUGUCUUCGCUAUUAUUCUACAAUGUAUAAAAUAGUAAAAAAUUAAGAAAAACCCUGGAAUGAGUAGGUGUGUCCAAACUUUUGACUGGUACUGUAUAUGGCAAUACUGUUUUGUACUUUUCUGAAUUGGUUAUCUUUCUGAAAUUCUUUGGGAAAAGUAAUGGGGAUGCAUGGAAAAGUCGCGUCAGAUUUGGGUUAGAAUACCAGACUACUUUAUAAGAACCUGCAGAAUGAGAAAUGUCAUAAAAAAAGUUGGAUAGGUCCAUUUGCUUUGACUAGUGCAAGCGUUGUGAUUUCACAUUCAUAUGUACCUAGAUCCCAGUUAUUAAUACAUAGGUAAAACAUGCCCUUUGUUUUUCGGUCCAUCAAAGUAACCAUUUAACUGAUGCAGUAGACUAUCGUCCUCCAUAAAUAAUCUGUUGUAUGACGCACAUCCCAAAUGAUUAAUAUGGUUAAUAGAUGGAAACAGACAUCCAUGUCCCUGCACCUAUAAGUUCCGUUUUAUAAAGGGUGUGUACACCUUUUCUCCCUUCUUUCUCCCGCAUUGUUAUCCAAUAUAGAUUGAAAGCUGUCUGACUGAUACGAUUGUAAGUUUCCAACAUUUUCUAAAUGUCUGACUCUGAUUAAAGAUGCAGACUUUAUGGUUUAGACAGACUCAAACAGAAUGUGGGAGUGUGCAAUAUUCACUGAUGUAUAAUAUAUCAUCUUUAAAUUAUUGAUUGCACUUAUUAACCCUAUUACUUGCUGUCUGAUAAUGCUGAUAAGUAUGUAUCCAGUUGUUUUGGGUAGUUUGUAAUCAUUUUUAGGCAGCAACAUCUACCUUAACACUCCCUAAGGCCCUCUUGAAUUUUUGACAUCACAAAUAAGUGGUGUCUGUGUCAAAGAAGACUGUAAUACUAGCCUGAGUGCCAAUCUGUUUGUGCCUUCAUGCAAACGCUUUGUCACUCAUUGGCAAUUGAGUUGGCAAGAGCACAAACAAUUCUGGGACCAGGCUACCUUAAUACUCCAAACACUUGUACCAGCAUUUAUAACAUCACCUCUACAUGAUGUACGUAAUAGUCAUGUAAACUAGUUUUGAAAUAAAUGCAGCGCAGAGUGUUUAUAGCAAUAGGAUGUAUUUUGACAAUAGCCUCACUGUUUGCACUGUCAAUAUCACCCCCUGUGUUUUACCCCCAUUUUAGACAGGAAUACAUAAGCAAGGUUUUUGGGGGCUUGGGGAGGUUUUGAUAUAUGAUGAUAAAAUAUAAUUUAAAAAUUGAGAGACAUUCUGCCUUACAGUUGUCGUCCCAUCUACUUACAAGAGACAGUGAAAGUGUCCAUCAGGUAUAUAUUAAUUUAUUUGAUGAUUUUGUAGUUUGAAUGUUGAAUUGUUUUGCCUUUUUUAAAGCAAAGGUUGGAUAUAUAUUGCACACACUUCUUCUCUGACCAGGCGCCGAACAUAUCUGUUUGCGUGUAUGUGUAGAACAAUUGAACAAGAAGACAAACUAUUUUUAUUUGAUUCAUUCUUUGUGUGUUUCUGUGCAGAAGUGGAUAACUGCUACAGUGGUAUUCUAUCUACUCGGACAUUGUACUGGAUCUUUAUUCCUUCUUUCAGCAUGUUGUGGGAUGGGUUAGCUCAGAGAAAUGGCUCAUACCUGGCUGUAUAUAUCUGACCUUACAGUGGAAUUGAUUGUAUGCUUUUAAAACCAAUCCAAGGUUUAACAACAUCAUUUGAUGGCUUUUGCGGUGCCUGUCUGUCUCUCUUUUGGAACAAACAGAAUCUGUUACCCGCGGCAACACCACAGGAUGCUCAGCUGUGGCUCCAUAGAAACCGCUUUUCACCAUUCUGUCGGCUCUUCACUAAUUUCUCUGGUAAGAAGGUCAAUAUAUCAUUUCUUGCAGUGAAUUUAUAUUCUCAACUUUGUUGUCAUGUUGUGGAAGUCAGUCUAAAAUAAUAUCUAUAUUCUUUACGAGUAUUAGGCUGAUUAUUCUAUGUUCCAGGGGCGGAUCUGUUGAAGCUGACCAGGGAAGAUGUUAUUCAGAUCUGUGGGCCAGCAGAUGGUAUUAGGCUGUUCAACGCACUGAAAGGACGGUUGGUGUACUUCCUUACCACUCUACUUCUAUAUUGCAGCAUUCAUACUGCAAAAUGGAAAUGCCUAUUGAAUUUGAUCAAUUAUUGAGUGUGAGAAGUUUCUCGUGUCAUCUUAUUUCUGUGUGUGCGCGUAGAGUGGUACGUCCCAGGCUGACGGUGUAUGUAUGCCAGGAGUCCCAGCAGGCUCGGGAACAGCAGCAGAAACAGAACGGAGACACAGCUAGCAGCACUUUUUUCGGUAUGCUUGUGUGUGUGUUAUCUAUAUACAAAGCAUUCAUAACACAUGCUUACUUACUUAUGGCGGCGCAAUUCGCCAAAUGAUGGCAUAAUGAUAUCUCUGAUGUUAUGGCAUAAUACACUGUUAGCUACAUACGGUGUUAUGAAAAUGAUUGACAAUAUAUCCCUGUACACGUCUUGUCUUCUUUUGCAGUGUACCAUGCCAUCUACCUGGAGGACUUGACAGCAGUUGAGCUGACCGAGAAGAUCGCUCAGCUAUUCAACAUCUCACCCAGACAGAUCAGUCAGAUCUUUAAACAGGGACCCACUGGUAUACAUGUCCUGGUCAGUGAUGAGGUAAGGCUGUCUUUAGUCUACAUUUGUGCGUCCGAAAAGGCACCCUAUUCCUAUGUUGUGCACUAGUUUUGCUCAGAGUCUCAAAAGUGGUGCUCUACUGAAUAGGGUCGGAUUUUAGACACAGCCUUUGUUCCUGGAUCAGUCUGCCUUAAGGCUGAGUCCUAAUGUGUACACUGUUCCUGGCCUCUAAGAUGGAAUCUCUUGUUUCUCACAGAUGAUUCAAAACUUCCAGGAUGAAGUAUGUUUUGUUUUGGACACAAUGAAAGGUAUGAGAGCGUCAUUCAAGCAUUUUCUUUUACCACAAAUAUUGGGGAGUAUGUCUUUGGUGUCACCCUUCAUGACUUGGGCUCUGUUUCUUUACCAACAGCCGAGACGAAUGACGGCUACCACAUCAUCCUAAAAUGAAGACUGUCUGGGGGAUUGCCUAACCCCUACUCUGUCCUUUAGACCCAACCCUGAAAGCCCCUCUACAGCCUCGGCUCCUGAUGUUCCUGGACUGUGCUGAAGAUGACCUGUUCCAUUCUCUAGAGGCCUCUGCUAUGGGGAAUGUUUGA
Coregonus sp. 'balchen' is the source of this 10808-nucleotide messenger RNA. NCBI's taxonomy places the organism in Eukaryota, Metazoa, Chordata, Actinopteri, Salmoniformes, Salmonidae. The record is from the annotation of a GenBank genome assembly.